AUGUCUCUAGACGAAAAAGAGAAAGUUAGAGACGUUGCGGUGGAGGACUCCCUCGAAAAGCACAGUGUCGAUGUCGAGGCUGCGUCUUUGCACGUCGCCUCACCUUUCAGGGGUAAAUGGGCGACGAGGCUAGCGCACUGGGGUGUUGAGGCUCGAGGCAUCCAACCUGUGCCCUUGGAGGAAAGGACCGACACUCAGUACUAUAAGAUCUUCGCCGUGUUCAUGUCGUCUAAUUUGACUAUCCUAACCUUAUCAACGGGGACUCUAGGUCCUGUCGUCUUCGGAUUGAGUGUACGAGACUCGUGUCUAAUCAUCCUGGCUUUCACUGCGUUUUGCACGAUCUUUCCGGCAUAUUUGGUUACUUGGGGUCCAAAACUUGGAAUGAGACAGAUGGUGCUCGCGAGAUAUACCUUCGGAUACUACGGUGCCAUCGUGCCCUGCGUACUCAACCUCGUCGUGGUCGUUACCUUUUCAAUGUUGAAUUGCAUCCUUGGUGGUCAGACUCUGGCUAGCGUGACGGACGGGCGUCUAAGUUGGACCGUGGGCAUCGUGAUAUUCACCAUCCUCUCGCUCAUCAUCUCAUUUUUUGGUUUGAAAUUCCUACAUUGGUACGAACAGGUUGCGUGGAUUCCCAUUCUCAUCACGUUGAUCAUUACGGUCGGUAUUGGUGGAAAGCACUUCUCGGACCCGCCAACGCCCGAGCCAGCAUCGGUUGCUGGGGUCAUGGGUUUCGCUGGUGUGCAAGCAGGCUUGAUGAUCCCAUGGUCGGCGUAUUCUGCAGAUUAUGCAAGCUAUAUCAGUCCAGGUAUCUCGAGUUGGAAGAUAUUCUUGGCUUCUUAUGGGGGACUCUUUCUAUCUGUUGUUCCUACCCAAUGCAUUGGAGCAGCAGUUGCAGCGGCUGCCGCCACCGUACCUGCAUGGGAAGAGCGGUACGCUGGCGGCGACAUUGGUGGAUUAUUGAACGCGGUCCUCACGCCACUGGGUGGAUUUGGCCAGUUCUUGACUGUUCUACUCAGCCUUUCCGUUGCAGCAAACCUCGUAUCUAUCUUCUAUUCCUCGACACUCAACUUCCAGGUCAGCAUCCCGCCGCUUGUCGCUGUUCCGCGAUACGCAUUCUCCAUAAUCAUCGCCGCCGUCGUUCUACCGCUCUCUAUCGUGGGCUCACAUCGGUUCUAUACCGCCAUUACGAACAUCUUGGGCUUGAUGGGCUACUGGACCUCGGUGUUCGUCGUCGUACUUAUCAUCGAGCAUCUCUACUUUCGUUCGAACAGCUUCAGCAACUACGACCCGGACGCGUGGGAUCAGCCAAAGCGCCUCCCCCCUGGACUAGCAGCGCUUGGGACUGGCGUUCUAUCUUUCGGCUUGAUUGUACCAUGUAUAAGUCAGGCAUGGUUCUUAGGACCAUUCGCAGAAAAGGCAGGGGACAUUGGUUUUGAGGUUGCGCUUGGUCUCAGCGCAGUUCUGUAUCCACUAUUGAGGUGGGCAGAAUUGAGACGGUUCGGUAGAUAG
Messenger RNA from Cyclocybe aegerita, 1509 nucleotides. NCBI's taxonomy places the organism in Eukaryota, Fungi, Basidiomycota, Agaricomycetes, Agaricales, Hemipholiotaceae. The record is from the annotation of a GenBank genome assembly.